This is a messenger RNA of Phialemonium atrogriseum, 399 nucleotides long. RefSeq lists its product as uncharacterized. The transcript has a single exon. NCBI's taxonomy places the organism in Eukaryota, Fungi, Ascomycota, Sordariomycetes, Cephalothecales, Cephalothecaceae. The record is from RefSeq and is a predicted model, not a curated record. The coding region runs from base 37 to 267 and encodes 76 amino acids.
CGCCGAGUGUGGGGAUCUCUUCUCGACAAUGGUCAAAUGGUCAACCUUCAGAAGGAAUGGCUCGUCGUCUUUUUCGCCCUCCGCUCUUCGCUCCCCUCCCUCGCUUUAUUUGUAUUGAAUUCUGGCAGAGUUGCCAAUCCCUUAUUACCAGGUCGCGGGAGCAGGUCGCGGGAGCAGGUCCCGCCCCUCCAUCCCCUCCCUCGCCUUCCGCCCUCCCGAUCCUCCGUCAUCGCCAGAGACUGUGGGGGGGUUCAUUUGUAUAAAUAAGAGCACACACUAGUUUGGUUUAGCAAUCCGGGCGCAGAUUUACUAAAUGAACGUGGGGUUCGGCUGGACCAGCUCUUGCGGGAAACCCCAGCCAUCCGUUUUCCUUUUUUUUUAUGCCGGGAAAUCCAUCCA